GCAAGAGAGGCCAGUCCAAAUGGCUACUGGUGUAUAACAGACAAACGUAGACACGGACCCUUCGUUCUUCACUAGAAAUUGUUAAAUCUGUUACCUCCCUUUUUUUUUCAUUUCGUAGUCAAAUCUGUGUGUGUGGUGGUUGUUUUUUUCAAGGCCGAAGACGCAUGUGAUAUCAUGGCAACUGUUGAUAAAAACAUGGCGGAAACUAAGGACCAAGUUCAGCUCGAUGACUCCAUCUUGUUCAGAACAGUAGCUUCCGGUUGUUCGUCAGAGAUUCUCAAUCUUUUGAGACUGUGUGAUCACAAAACUACACACUUCUCAAACCACGCCCUGAACUGGGCUGUUUUUGAGGCUUGUAAUAUAGGCCACGCCCAUUUGCUCCAGUUCCUAGUCAAACAUGGCAACCGACUGGAACUUAGAGACGACAACGGAAACACUCCUCUUAUGAUUUGUUCCGCGAAAGGUUUUGCAGACCUUGUUGCUAGGCUACUGAAGCUAGGCGCUGACGUCAAUUCUAAAAAUAACAACGGCGAUACUGCGCUAAUGCUGACUAAAUCAAGGGAAGUAAUUAUAUGUUUACUAAAUAACAGACGCUUGAAUUUUGAUGAACAAAACUCGACCGGCAACACAGCUUUGAUGUCAGCCAUCGAAACAUCAGAUCUCCAGAAGGUCGAAUUGCUGAUCAAUGCUGGGGCUAACCCAAACAGGCAAGUCGGGGAGAUCUCACCAAGUGGCAUGAUACCGUGGGCUAGUUCCGUCGUCAACAAAGCAGGCGAAAGUGCUUACGAUGUGGCCGAACGAAAGGGAUUCAGUAAACUGCUGGACUUGCUGCAUCGUGCUACAAUGGAAAAAAUACAUCCUUUGGAGCUGGCGAUUUUUGAAAAUGACUUUGAGACCUGCCUGGCGUUGCUUCAGCAUAAAUUAUGUGAUAAAGAAGAAACUCAAAAUUUUCGGCCUGACAUCAUCUGUUACGUUUUUAAACAAAUACAGCAAAGGGACGCUAUUCAUUCAUCAGACAUUGAGUUUGUUCGAGAGUUAUUCCGACUUGGCAUGGAUGUCAACAGAUGUCAGUGCUGCAGGAAGUCACGCAUGGAGGUUGUCCUGAACAUCGGAAGCUGCGAACUGGCUGAAGCUUUGUGUGCCCAUGGCGCUAAGCUCACCCACGACGAUCUAGUGACUGCUGUUAAGAGCCAACACCUGGAAUUGAUUUCUCUUCUACUAAAUCACGGAGCACCAAUAAAUGAUUAUGAUAGCUUUGGCUGCUCUAAAUACGAAUGUUCGGCUAUUGAUAAAGCUUUGGAGAUGUCUUUCACAAGUACAGCCAGCUUCCUUCUUGACCACGGUGCCUAUCUCGACCCUUUGCGCGCUGUCUCUAAAGCUUUGAGGACCAAUAACUCAAAGACGCUCAACUUUCUCUUGAAGGAGUGUGCUGAAGUGAAAAAGCCUGAAACUUUGAUACGAGCUGUGAAGUCGGGAGACAUUCAGCUCAUCCAGGUUCUGCUAGACGCAGGGGCGGACAUUGACGGGGUACACAAAAAUAAGACGCCACUAAUGAGUGCUGUCCGCACAGACGUCAUAAACUUUUUAUUACAGAAAGGCGCCAAUGUAAAUUUUAAGACAAGCACAACACCUUUAAUCAACGCAUUCUCUUGGACUCAUUCAGACUUUCACGGAAAACUUGAUUCCUUAGAGAUGGAGAAAACACUGUUAAGUGUUAUAGAUAUAUUUCUCAAAAAGGGAGCAAAUUUAGAAGACACAAACGACUAUGGAUACACGGCCUUGUCCCUAUGUGUUGUAAGUGGAUUUCGCGUAGAGGUCCUCAAACAUUUGAUUGAAAAGGGUGCAGACGUGAACAGGAAAAACAAAAUUGGUUUGACAGCGCUGCACGUUGCUGCUUUGAGAAAUAAUUACGAUUGCGCGAAGACUCUUUUGGAGCACGGCGCUGAUGUGAACGUAACUUGUGACACUGGUCGCACCCCGCUACACCGCGCUUUGAAAGAUGUCGGAUUUGUCAAAUUGCUUCUGGAAAGUCAAGCGAAUGUGAACGCCGAGGAUAGCUCUGGAAACACACCACUCAUGCUCACAUUGAAGAAAUGCGGAUGCUCCGUGGAUGUUGUCAAACUUCUGAUUGCAUUUGGCGCCGAUGUCAACAAGAAAGACCAUUCAGGCAAGUCCCCACUGUGGCUUGCUGCCGAGAACCUGAACACAACUAUUUUGCAAUUGCUGCUUGAUGCCAACGCUGAUUUAGAUCAAGACGACCAAAGACAAAAGUCUGUGUUGUCUAUGGUACUCGACAAUUGGCCACCCAGUGAAGAAAUCCAGCGAACAGCUAUUAAGCUGAUAGAACAUGGGGCUAAUGCUGACUUUGUCAGACGAGACAUCAUUCAUCAUCUUAUUGCUGCUGGCAAUGAUGGCAUUCUGAUUCAGAAAUUAAUUAAAUCUGGCAUUUGGCCAACAGAUAUAAGUCUAAGGAGAAGGUUCAUUGGCUGGCCUGAGACUUCUGUAUCACCACUCGCUGUUUCCUUAAUUCUAGACAGCCUGGACUUUUCUCGUUAUGUUAUUGACAACUGGUACUUAACGAAGUCAGACGUCAAAAUUUUAUCCAGGAAUGAUGACAUCAUAACUUACUUGGAACAACGGGAAUCUAGAGCUCUUCCGUACUUGAAGGAAGUUUCCCGCCAGCCAAUGAAGUUGGAGCUUUUAUGCUUCAUUACCGUCUCGUCUGCUUUAGGUUCUGACGGAAACAGACGACAAAGGGUACUUAACUCUGAACUCCCAGCAUCAAUGCAAAACCAGCUCUUGUUCUCAAAACUCGAACAUAAGGUCCUAGAACCAGUGUCUCGUGAUAAGCUUCAGUUUUACUCUGCAUUGUUUUUAAAAGACGAAUAAAGAGAGACAAAUGCAUCGCCGGCGUUGUCUGUAAAUAGCCAGGAUGAAUAAAUUUUGAACUUGCUAUAGCUGUGUUUAUGUUACAUCUGUUUUGUUUGCU
Messenger RNA from Biomphalaria glabrata, 2989 nucleotides. Its product is annotated as ankyrin repeat and KH domain-containing protein 1-like. Bases 175 to 2889 code for a protein of 904 amino acids. The record is from RefSeq and is a predicted model, not a curated record. Gene Ontology annotation, cellular component: nucleus; cytoplasm. The transcript is spliced from 2 exons. Gene Ontology annotation, molecular function: protein binding. Lineage: Eukaryota; Metazoa; Mollusca; Gastropoda; Planorbidae.